Molecule: messenger RNA, 825 nt
Organism: Drosophila montana
Lineage: Eukaryota; Metazoa; Arthropoda; Insecta; Diptera; Drosophilidae
Exons: 2
Coding region: 214-801 (195 amino acids)
Source: RefSeq, a predicted model, not a curated record
UUCUGUCAACUGGAUUGCGGUAAAAUCGAAAGUGAUAUACAUCCAUUAACAAAAAAUGCGUAUCACAUAAAACCCACCAACGCCCCAUGGACUAUUGCACUUUAUACAAAAAAAGAAACCAGCUUCGAAUAUGCAUGCAGUGGGGUCCGGUUAAAACCCAAUUUAGUGCUCACUGCUGCACAUUGCGUUGCCAAGGAUAAAACCAAGGAGUUGAUGCCUUUUGAGUUUUUCCGGGUAGGUAACUCUAAGAGUGUUCUCCGGACGGUCAACGAAAACUUUGGUUGGGCGGUUGAGGAUGUGAUUCUCAAUGGGGCUUAUUUUCCGAACUCUUUAAAUGGGGAUGUCGCUCUGCUAAAACUGAAAUACAACACCGAAGACGAAAAUGGUGGGCUAAGUACCAUUUGUUUGCCGUGGGCUUACAAUGACGAUAUGACGGAAAUCGACAAAGAAAAUGGCAUGGUGGUCUCGUGGAACAGCACUAAUUCAAUGUUGAACCUGACCAUGGUUGUGACUCAAAUAGAAAAGAAGGAGUCGGAUGGCUAUCGUGUGAAAAUAAAAAGCAAUCAAAAGGUCUGCAGUGGUGACAGUGGCAGCGGCUUUAGCGGGUACUGCUAUAAUGAAAAAAAUGAAAAGACAAACCAGAUUUGCGUGUAUGGUGUGGUGAGCUAUACAAAUACAGGCAUUGAUAAUUUUACUUGCACUGAUAAUAUUAUGGUCAUUAACAUACGCCACGCCCAAAACAUGCAUUUCCUCAAAGAAUCUAUCGAAAAGUUAUCGAAAACAUGUGAAGAUAUUUCGUAAUUGAAUAAACUAAUUUUCACCACA